Brenthis ino (lesser marbled fritillary) is the source of this 312-nucleotide messenger RNA. The record is from the annotation of a GenBank genome assembly. NCBI's taxonomy places the organism in Eukaryota, Metazoa, Arthropoda, Insecta, Lepidoptera, Nymphalidae.
AUGGAUGAUGCAUUUAAUAAUCUCAAAAAACAAAACCAAAAUACCGUCGACAACCUCAUAGCGUGGAUGAAGGAUAGCAAAAUCAUAGAUGGUGUAAAGGUGACAGAGGAGAAUGCACGUAAACUAUUUUCCGAUGUGGCCGACGCGAAAAAUGUUGAAAUUGCCAAAUUUAGAGAAGCGAUUGGAAAAUUAGCUUUGGAACAGAAAAAAACUAUGGAGGAGUUCGCCAACACUCUAGCGGCGGAGGGUCCUAAGUUUUUGAACGCAGUGGUUGCUGCAGUGUCAACGUUGAAGGAGAAUUUGCAGAAGAAA